AUGGAGCUCUUUGCAGCAGCCGAGGAGAAGCCGUGCAGCAGGCUGUUCAGGAAGAGGAGCGGCGGCGGCAAGGCGGGCAUGGGCGCCAUGCGCGGCGACGGCAGCGGCGGCAAGGGCCGAUCCUUCUCCGGGCGGUGCGCGCGGCUCGUCAAGGAGCAGCGCGCGCGGUUCUACAUCAUGCGCCGGUGCGUCACGAUGCUGGUGUGCUGGCGCAAGUACGCCUGA
Messenger RNA from Miscanthus lutarioriparius, 225 nucleotides. Lineage: Eukaryota; Viridiplantae; Streptophyta; Magnoliopsida; Poales; Poaceae. The record is from the annotation of a GenBank genome assembly.